UAAAACUGCAGAACAUUGAUUUUACCUACGUUAUAACCGCGCAGAGUCAGCGGCCGGAACCAUCCUGAAAAGAUGGAAAUGGGUAGCGUCGCACCGACCACCUCCAUCCCAGUUCCGCACCAGCUCAAGUGUUCCACUACAGAUAGUGCCCAGUUUCGUGGUAACAUGGAUGGGCAGUGCGCCGGUUCAUCCAAAGUCUUACUGGCUUACAAAAACGCAUCGCAGCACUUGAAUUCGUCUGGAAUCAAAGCGGGCUUGGGCAUACUUAAAGUCGCCACGUCCCAGUGGAAGCAGGAAAAGAAGACGCUUUCAGGGGCAGCCGUAAGGCAACUGUCUACUGCUAACAACAGCCACCCUUGCAAGAGAUCCCCACUGGAUCAGCUGGCAGCUCUGUUUCUCCAUGGUCAAACCCGGCACCGCCAGAUUAGUCAAGGGCACCCACAAGACCCUAUUGACUUGACCAAGCCACAGAACAGUAAGCGCAUCGUCGUUCUUGGUGCGCCAAGGGUUGGAAAGACUUCAAUCCUAAGAAGAUACCUGCGGGACGGAUUUGUGGAGGAAUACAAUCCCACCUCCGAGGAUUUCCUAAGGAAACUGUUUCGUAUCCGCGGGGAGACCUACCAAAUUGACAUCCUGGAUGCGUCCAGGGAACGGGACUUCCCAGCCAAGCGGCGGCUGUCUAUACUCACUGGGGAUAUUUUUCUUCUAGUGUUCAGUUUAGAUGACCGGAGCUCUUUCCAAGAGGUGUGCGCGCUACGAACGGAAAUUCUGGCUGCUAAAUCCAAGCUCACAAGAUCCACUGUGUCAGAGCACUGCGCACAGCCACAGGUUCCCCUGCUGGUCUGCGCCAACAAGGUGGACCUCCAGGAAUCUGAGAGAGAAAUAUCCAAGGCAGAGGUGCUCCAAGUCUUCGGGGAUGACUGUGCCUAUUUUGAAACGUCUGCGAAGGACAGCACAAAUCUCGAGAAAGUAUUCGAGACUUUGGCAAAGCGAGGUGGGCUUCCGACCGAAACUGGCCCAUCUCAACACCGCAAGGUGUCUCUCCGCUCGUACCAGGCAAUGAGGACAGGCCGGGCAGCGGGGAGGGGGAAGCAGGUCAUCGAUCGUGAUGUUCCCUGCGGUACACUGUACCCACUGGCCCGACGACCGAGUUUUACCACCGAUCUCCGUCAAGUCAUUGGCCCACAUACGGCAAGGAAACCCGGCAAAGGACUGGAGAAAUGCUAUAUUCAAUGAGAGACAAAGACACUAUGAAGAGCAAAUAACACUGUUCAUAAAGCAGCGAUAUUCAUAAAAAUGUAAUGCCGUAUCGUGCGAUUACAUGUACUUGAAAUACUGGUUUUGAAAUAAAAUAUUUUUAAUCAUUA
Archocentrus centrarchus (flier cichlid) is the source of this 1367-nucleotide messenger RNA. It is a transcript of the gene rasd2b, whose product is annotated as RASD family member 2b. The record is from RefSeq and is a predicted model, not a curated record. Gene Ontology annotation, biological process: signal transduction. Gene Ontology annotation, molecular function: G-protein beta-subunit binding; GTP binding; GTPase activity. Bases 73 to 1236 code for a protein of 387 amino acids. The transcript is spliced from 2 exons. NCBI's taxonomy places the organism in Eukaryota, Metazoa, Chordata, Actinopteri, Cichliformes, Cichlidae.